Messenger RNA from Xenopus laevis (African clawed frog), 4064 nucleotides. It is a transcript of the gene glis2.L, whose product is annotated as GLIS family zinc finger 2 L homeolog. Bases 765 to 2246 code for a protein of 493 amino acids. Gene Ontology annotation, biological process: regulation of transcription by RNA polymerase II. The transcript has 7 exons. Gene Ontology annotation, cellular component: nucleus; nuclear speck; cytoplasm. Gene Ontology annotation, molecular function: RNA polymerase II cis-regulatory region sequence-specific DNA binding; DNA-binding transcription factor activity, RNA polymerase II-specific; sequence-specific double-stranded DNA binding. The record is from RefSeq and is a predicted model, not a curated record. Lineage: Eukaryota; Metazoa; Chordata; Amphibia; Anura; Pipidae.
CUCUGCUCCCCUGCAGCCCCUGUCUAGCUGGCCAUGCGCAUGCGUAAACCCUGCAGCCCCGGAGUGGUGAUUUGCUCUGGAACUGAUGUUGGAGGGUCAUUCUCAGACAGUUCUGCAGGGCUGCAAUAAAUCACCCUGCAUAUUCCCACUCCUCCCUCCCUCUGUCUGUCUCCCUCCCUCCCUCUCUCUCUCUCUCCUUCCUUCCUCCCAUCAGCUUGCCACCUCUCACUUUGCAGCCUCUUCUCUCCCUGCUUUCCCAACCCAAACCCCCCACCCUGUCCCCUACACUCACCCUAGAACACUGGGCAUGAGAUAUGCAGCCCCCCUUUACCCUGCUCCUUCCUGACAGCACCACUUCCCUUUAUCUCUGCACUCUGAGGGGGUUCAGCUGUGCCAGGGAAUAACCCCCACCCCUUUAUUCCACAUCCUGUCACCCCCAUUAAUUCCUCCAUUCUCCACAUCAGGACUAUAGGAUUUGUCUGAAAAAGGGGGUGCACAUUACCCCACUGGAUCUAAAACAAGAAGAACUCAAGAGCCCUCCGCUAGACAGGGAUCCAGACUGCUCUCUUUUUGGGGGGCUGGGGGGAGGCAAGUUGUAUCCUUUUUCAGGAAUCCUGCAAUUAGACAAAAAAGGAAAGGAAUGCCAUUCUCAGGAUGAAUCCUGCUGGAAAAGCCUGACAUUUUGGAAACAUCAAAGAAGAAAGAAUAAUCGUCUCUAAGAGAAUUUCAACCUGCAGAAGCUGCUGUGAGGGCUCCCUGCGGCCAUGCACUCCCUGGAUGAACCCCUGGAUCUGAAGCUCAGUAUUUCCAAGCUGCGGGCAGCGAGGGAGAAACGCGAGCGAAGUGGCGCUAACGCCAGGAAACGAUCUGUGCACCAUGAGCUGAUGAUCCGGGAUGAUGGCACUACAGUUAUCACUCCCAUUUGCUCCUCACCCCCACCAGGGUUUCGGUAUCGGGAUGGAGACAGCCCCCCCUUUUCCUCUAUUCCCAUUGUGGAUCUCAGCCUCUCCCCACCUUCUGGGACUGACUCGCCCAGCCGUUCAUCGUUGUCCCCAGAAAGAGCUGCAGGAGGAGACACUCCAGUUGACAACCCAUUGCUUCGCUGCGGAGGGGAUUCCGUUUCCAGCCCUUUUCAGUUCUUUUUGCCUAUCAGCUCCGGACUUCAGCUGCCCCCUUCCAUGUUCAUGUCCCCCCCAAAAGAGAAGCGGCUUUCCCUGGAGUACACGGAGCAGAAACAGCUGGUGUGUCAAUGGGCGAAGUGCAAUCGCCUCUUCGAGCUCCUGCAGGAAUUGGUGGACCAUGUUAAUGAUUUCCAUGUCAAGCCAGAGAAGGAUUCUGGGUACUGCUGCCUGUGGGAAGGCUGUGCUCGUCGGGGGCGAGGUUUUAAUGCCAGGUAUAAGAUGCUGAUCCACAUUCGUACCCACACUAAUGAGAGACCACAUUGCUGCCCCACCUGCCACAAAAGCUUCUCACGGUUGGAAAAUCUCAAGAUCCACAAUCGAUCCCACACAGGUGAAAAACCCUACAUGUGUCCUUACGAGGGCUGCAACAAGCGUUACUCCAACUCGAGUGACCGAUUCAAGCAUACGCGCACGCAUUACGUGGACAAGCCCUAUUACUGCAAGAUGCCAGGGUGCCAGAAACGCUACACGGAUCCAAGCUCCUUGCGCAAGCAUAUUAAGGCUCACGGUCACUUCAUCUCCCACCAGCAGCGCCAGCUGCUUAAAAUCCACCAGCCACCAAAACUGCUAGUUACAGGUGACAGCAGCUACGCCAAUGGCACACAGCUUAUCAUUCCUAACCCGGCAGCCAUUUUUGGCAGCCAGUCGCUACCCAUUCCUCUGACUCCUGGGCCUCUGGACCUGAGCUCUCUAGCAUGCAGUGGCAUGGCGUCAGCUCUAGCCGGUCUCCCCAAUCCUAUGCUGACACUUGCAGGGUCUCCUCUGAACCUGGCAAAAGGGUCUCUUCUUUCACAGGCCUACUCUGCUGCAGGCCUCGGCCUACCUCUGGUCUCCUUGGUAACAUCAGGGAAAGUUGAAAAUGGAAAGCGCCCUAAGGGUCAGAGAAGAGACAACAGUGAAAGAACUGAGGGGUCAAACUUGAGCCCUGACCCAAGCGAAGGUCUCUCUCUGCUGCCUGGAGGUGUGUUAGAUCUCUCUCCCGGACUGGGAUCAGAACCUCUGCUGCCAGGAUGGGUGGUCAUUCCUCCAGGAUCUGUAUUACUGAAACCAGCCGUGGUCAAUUAAAGUCGUACCCCCUGAAACUGUCCACCUGUCCCCUAUGCCCCCAAAUCUGCCGCUGACAGGAACGCACAGGCCGGUUGGGCACGGGGCCACUCCCUUCAAGACGAGGCAUUUCACAGAGACAAACCCUGGACUGUGAUAUUUGCAGAUUUUUUUUGCCACAAUCUAAGCUACAUGGAACAUUAGCAAAGCACCGUGUUAGAUUCUGGCAGUGGAAACUUUGGAUUUUGAUCUUAUUUUUUUUUUUUUUCUAAAUUGCAUUCACUUUUGAAUGGAUUUUCUCUCUUUUGGGACCAAAUAAAAAACCCAAUUUGAAUGGCAAUUCCUUUGAAAAACAAGGAAGCAUUGACAUUCCUGCAGGACACUUGUGCAGAGGGAAGGAGUAAGUUGGUCUAUGACAGGAGCACUAUUGUUCGGUGAUGCUGUACGGCCCCGGUGAUGCUACUCUUCUUGACCUCUGCAGACCUGGUUUGUAGAAACUCACGAGUGAAGGAGUAAAAAUCCCUUCUGAGAAAAGCAAUAAUGCGGGAGAUGCUUGGACAGAGGUGAAUUUGACAAGAGGGAAUGGAGGACAACUUGUCUGGGGACCUUCUCUGAUUCUCUCACGCGCUCAAGCCUUUUCCCCAUUCCAGUGCAAAACCAGUUUGUUGGUUUGUACAAGGCAUCCACUUGAGUAUACCCCAUUUCAUUCCCUCCCUCUCGCGUUCCCAUGAAUCACUCACACUACCCUCAUUUCUCUAGACUUGUUCCACUCAUGCAUUUUAGUUUACAAAUGUAUUCUUUCAUUCGUUUACACUCCAGAUAUGCCGCCCUGCGUGUACUGCCAUCAACCCACUGCUUUGCUUGCUCCUCCGUUCCAUUUCUGCUUUCUCUGAGUCCUCCUCUCUUGCUCGCUCCUUUCUGUCUCUUUAGACCUUCUUACCCAUCCUCAUUAUUGGUCCGUACCAUUAGUUUUGCAUUUCCCACACAGUCCUUCAGUCUCACCUCUUUUAAUCAUGCUCAGCCCUUACACAUACCUUCUUACUUGAUGGUUCCUAAGUCUUCUACUCUUGCUUACAUUGUGUUAUUAUGCUUCUUCUACCACCCACUGGCUAUCUCCCAAAACACUUGUCUUAUUAUUUGUCUGCAUACAUUUAGUUUUGUCUCUCUAAUUUCUUCUGCCUGACCCUCAGUUCUCACCUACUUUUAUCAUGCUCAGUGUCUACAUGCUAAGGGUUCCACUCCUCUUCUCCAUAUACAUAUGCACUCUCUCUUUCUCCUACUCAUUUCUUGGUUAUUUUCACCUCCAUUCUCUUUUUUUGCCAUUUAUUUUACCUAGAACUCUACCAUAUACCAUUCUGUUGUACCACUCUACCCCCAUCCUACAUACACUAUUGCCAUUACUUGCUCUGUCUGCUCUACUCCAUGCAAGCUUCUUGUUACCCUAGCUAAAUGUAUCUGUUCUCUUACACUUGUUCUAUUCUUUCUUUCUACAUGAAUCUAGAAAGUUGUGCCACCAUAUUUUUCUUGUUUCUAUUCUUGUUCUGUAUGUUUCUCUGCUGUGUGUUCUAGAAUGCUCUACUCAAUUUCUGCAUCUCCCUCUUACUAAAUUCUCAUGGCUUGUCUUCUUUUUUCCUUUGUUAAGCUUCCUUGUACUCAUCUGCUCUAGAACCUUCUUUCUGUCACCUCCUCCACUUUACAUGAUCCCUCUUUCUACUGAUGACCGACCCAUCCUCCCGCUCUCUGGAUCCCCAAUGACAACGCAUUCAGGAGCAGUGAAUGCCGCUUUUCAUCACUUUACUGGAGAGCAAACAGAAAUGUUGCUUUCCUUUUUUUUUUUUU